Molecule: messenger RNA, 12415 nt
Organism: Porites lobata
Lineage: Eukaryota; Metazoa; Cnidaria; Anthozoa; Scleractinia; Poritidae
Source: the annotation of a GenBank genome assembly
AUGGAGUCCUCUAAAAGCACGGAAUUCAUGAUAAGCGAGAAUGCAGGAACUACGUUUCGCGAGGGCAAAAAACAGCGAAUUAUCACUAUCGCUCUGCUGGUUGUAGCUUUGAUCGUCCUCAUUGUUGGAAUCGUGUUGAUUGUAGUCGCGGCAACCAAAAAGGAAGAUAAAUCAGCUUCGACUUCAACAACCAUGGAACCUCAAAAGAACAGCGUUCCCUCAACCAAGGAACCUCAAAACAACAGUGUUCCCUCAGAGCCUGGUUCCACUCCAACAGUCCCCGUCACGAAGGCACCUUCCAGUAGGUGUGAUUUUUCACAAGAAGCUCAAAAUGCAGGUCUUCCUGAAUUUCUUAGUCGCGUUAAAUCAACUUACUUCAAGCUGCAUCCUUAUGAUGUUGUAUACGAUCCAGACGUCACUCCGGAUCGAGUAAAAACAGAAUAUGUCGCUUACGAUCCCACGCCGGCCGUGAUCAAAAACCGCACGGACACCGCUCUGGCGUUGCUGAAAGAGAUUAGCGACAAGAACAUUAACACAAACAGGUUGAAGCCCCGAGAGAGGAAGGCGUUGGCACAAGUAAAGCAUUAUCUUCAACACAUGUUCGGUCAGCCCUACGAUGUCAACUACUACGCCGGAGAUUGGAUGAUGGGCCCGAAUUUGUUCUGUUGGCAGGAAAUCUGUGCACAUGGUUACGGUGUCUACAAUGGCAUAGGAGGGUACCACAAGCCGUACAACGCCAGUGAUGUAAAACUCAUAGAAAGCAAGCUGAAAACUCACAAGGCAGGAAUUCUGCAGUAUAUUGAAAACAUGAAGAUGGGUGUUCGAAGGGGAAUGAUCCGAAGUACGGAAGAGUGCUUAGCAGGUCUCAACUCGAUCAAGAGGCGAUACUUGAAUACUUCUCGUUAUAAUGAGACAGGUGAGGUGGUUCUGCCUUUCUUUGAGUUGUCCAUUUAUGAUAUUUAUUGGUGCACAUUUUCAGACUUUCCCUGAGAUUUCUUUGAUCGAUUCUUCUUCUGUUCAAUGACUUGAAAACUAUUUUUCUUUUCGCCUGCGUUGGAGACGCUCUAAACCCUCUGUAUAUAGUACAAAUGGUUUAGACGAGUGCGUGGGCCGGCUGCAACGCAGGCUAUUUUCCUUUCUACUUUCUUGAUGUUAUCAGUUGGCAUGCAGCGCAGGACUAUCCAUAAAAUCUUUUUAACCUUUUUAGAGGUCACGAGGUGCCGCAACUAAUACCUUACUAAAGCAAACAAGACGACUAUUGUAUCCUUUAGAUGUCAAAAUACAGCUAACUGUCAGUUUUGACACCCGCCAAAUGGCGUAAUAGUGUUUCAAAACUUUAAUCCCUCGUAGAUCGGAUCAGAAAUGAGGCCCUUUAUGCGUGUACAUGAUCGGGUUCUUUGGUUUGCAAUAAUUACAAGUUUUUUUGCCGAGGCACUUAAAUGUUGGUUGGUUAAUGCUGGUGCGCGUGAGAUGACUUAUCUUUGUGAACUUCAAUGUGUACGAGCUCUUAUCGAUUGAUUGAUGAUUAUUAAUCGUUUCAAUAGCGCUUCCGGUAGCCCUGUUGGUAUCCUUCAGUAAUUAUAACUCAAAAACACCUGACUCACAAGGAACCACACAGACUUGAAUUCGACCACAUUUUUUUUUAUAUCCAUUAUAACUACUUUUGAGUAACAUUUAUUUUUGUGUAAAAAUCGCGUGAUAGUAAAACCCAGACGGAGAUACAAAGGUUAUUACGUCUCUCAACCAUUUCUCUUAAGAUCUGACGGUUACGUAAUUAGAUUGGCUACGACGGAAAAGAAAACAGGUGUUACUAAAAGGGGAAACAGGCAACAGGCAACGGUGAGUUGGGAAAAUGAAAAACGGGAACAAAUCGUAACCUGAACCCUAGCCAUUUUGUUCCGUGAUAGUUUUCAUUUUUCAGUUCCCCGGCCGUUCUCGGUUCUAGUAACAUCCGAAAGAUAACGCGACCUCGUUCGCCUCUUCACUAUUGGGUUUCUAGAACUGAUCACUGAUUGACAAGAUAACCAAAGACCGCACGAAGUUUAAGACAACAUUUUAAUUUAAUCAUUAUGUGGGCGUUGUUAUCGCUCAGAGGGCAUUGAUACGGCAAAUCUGAAUUCCGCAGAUGUUUUAUCUGUUGUUUUUAUCAGUGGACAAGCUGAUCCCAGCUGAUCAACUCCUGAGACUUACGUAACAGUGAUUUGGAAGCAGUGCUUGCAGUACCGUUUUUGAAAAUCGAAAUCUUUGAAGGAAUCACUGUCAGGGUGGGUGACAGAGCCAGUGUUGGCUUAGGGAGUAAUAGGGGUACUCCCUAUUACAGACUACAAAGGGAUGUUCCGCACAAAAGGGUUCCUAACUUUGAGGCUAUUUCAUGAAGUGGGGUUAAAAAACGGCUCAGAAUACUUGUUAUCGCUGUUUAGGUGUAUAUGAGGCGUCUUUCGAAGAAUGCUACCUAACAAAGGAUAAAUUACCGGUAGUUAACGUCGCUCAGCAUUAGUCUUAUUAACUGAAACUCUUCUUCGAGGGAAGUGUUAGUGAAGGCACAUGAAAAGGGUCCUAUCUAGGGAGAAGUGUUGACUCUUAUGAAAGGGGAGGGUAUGGACCUCGCAGAGGAUUGGGGGAAGAAUCCCCCGGCGCCAUCCUGCUUCCUUCUCCGAACAGGCGAUUAAGUAUCCCUUCAAAGAGCACAAAGAUAUAGUAUCGUUUUUAAGUUUCACCGACUGAAAUCAAGGCAAGAUGUUUGCGAUGUGCACGGGGCAACAAAAUUCGCUGUCCGCAAGUUGAAAUAUAGCCUCUCACGCAGACGUUCUAGGGGUUCGUCACGCGUUCUGUCCCACGUUCGCUGAGGAGGAUUGCGUGACGAGCCAAAAGAACGUCUGCACGGGGAUAUUAUUGAAAGUGUGUGAUUAACCUAAUCUCGCUUUCUCCAAUGCAUUACAGGAGUUUUGAAAGAGUGGUUUGUCCAACUCAUAUUGAGCCCUGACUUUUACAGCAACAUAACAGAAGCAGUAGAUAGUGAAUGGAAGGCGCAGCAUGGAAAGAACGUCAGUGAAACAAUCAAGGAUUACUUGGUGACCUAUCUCGGCGAACCGAUCAGUAAACUGCUAAGGUAAAAAGAUUUGCAAUAUUGAUCAUUCUCACACGAAUUUAGCACGCGCAAAAUCUUCUAAGCUUUGUUUCCCUUUCUCAUAACAUGAGUAUGAUGUACUGAAAGUGUGAAUAGUCGAAGAAAACAAAAAGUGAAGCCUGUUUCGAAACGCCUAUCUUAUAUAUUAGUUAUCUGAAUCAACUCAGGUAUCGCUCCCGAUCAAACGAAAUUAACUCUCGUGUUUUUUCUCUUCGAGUUUAUUUUUUGAUUGAAGGCCCGUCUCACCCUAGUCCCCUUCGCAGCCGCUCGGGCCGGAGUCACGCAAUGCCGCCGAAAGAUUUUUUUAGCGUUGAAAAUUACUUCAUCCCCCGCCGGCUCUGAAAUACAGAAUGCACCCUUGUUACAAAUAAAUUAAUUUCUUAUAUCUUUUUAUCGCAAUAAUUUCCUCACAAGAGAAUUGAGAAAUGCUUUCUUCAUUACGGAAGCUCGUUUUUCAUAAUUAUGUUUCGAUUUUUUUAACAUUAUGUAGAUAUCUAGAAACGGAGCACAUCCGUCACUGCGUUCCCAGCAAUGUGUCCAGCGGUUUAGCCACUCUCCCACUGAAGUAUGUUUGGCUCGAUGGCAAAGAGAACAAGUCCUGGCCAACAAACCGAACACUGCCUACCGGUGAACCGCUGAACGGAUCGCAGGCCUAUUCUAAAAUCAUGUCAUAUUUCACAACAAACACAAUGACACCUAUGGAGGUCCAUAAGCUUGGACAACAGCAACUGGCAGUUCUCUACCCGCUGGUAAGCUGUGUCUUGUCAGUCUGGAAAAUAUGUUUAUAUUAAAAAUAUGUUUAUAUUUAGCCUGCGUAGCAAGCGUUUCCUCGCGAGGUUCGUCUAGAAAGCUGGGACAAGAGCAAAAAAAAUGAAUGACGGGGGAGGGGGAGGGGAACGAAGGAACCGCUUGCCCGCAAACCCCACGAUUUUGAAAAACUGCGUUCGCCCACGAACGCAGCUUCUGAUUGGCGCGGUGCGGGUAGUGUUGAUUACUUAGCAUUCAAAACAUCAAUCAAACCAGGUAUGCUUUGUUUUCGUGCGUCACAGAUCUGGUCUCAUCUGAUUUGUGGUCGCAGAUUAUUAAUGCUUUGGACUGAUAUUUAUUGGAAUCUUGUUUGUGCGAAGGUUUAUGAGAUCAGAGUCUUCAAAGUAUAAUAAGGAGAUCGAGCAGUGGAGACUAGGGAAGGCCAAUUUUUUGAGAAUGACGGCGUGCGGAUCUGACUGGAAAAAAUGGACUGUUUGUUUGGAGAUAACAUCAACAUAAAUCAAAACAUCGGUACUCGACACUAGCUAAAGCCGCCAUGGACAAGCGAUUUGUCAGCUUUUUGAAAUGAAAGAUUCUUUUUGCUUAUUGGAAAUUUAGUGGCAUCUAUUGUAGAGAACGUUUCGACACAAACUGAAGAGAAGCCGCUCUGCAAAACUUAUACGCGGCGGAGUGAAUUGUUCCGGACGAAUCAUUUAUGACGUGUCGACAAGGUUCAGACGAGAUAAAGCCACACAAUAAAAAAACAAGAAAUUCCGCAGCAAUCGCUCAUAGUUUUAACUUUCUUUUAUCGUAAAUCUUUUUUAUUACAGUUCUUGCAAUCGCCUGCAACGUGUUCUAUUAAAGACCAAAGUAAUUUUACAAAUCUGGUAAUCCAGGGGUAAUCUGUUCGUUAUGUUUUUUUUAUGACGAGCUGUCAAUUUACAGAUGAACCGAACCGUGAAAUAUCAAGGGGCGUUUUCCAGAAUCGUGGGGUUUGCGGGCAAGCGUUUCCUCUUCUCCCCUCCCCCUCCCCCUUCAACCUUUUUUUUGCUUCCGCUCUAACCUUCGCAUAAUAACUCGAUUGGAAACGCUUGCUACGCAGGCUAGUUUAUAUUAUGCAACCGUGAUUUGCAAUCUCCCACUUCGUUUAAAGUAAUAAAUGUAAGGGGGUGUGAUGAAUGCCGUACACGGCGGUAUGUGAAGACGUUUAAUAGGGACUUUAAGAUUCAACGACGCGGACGGCAACAAGAACGUCAAAAAAACAAAAGGUUUAAUAAGCAAAACAACAACUUUGCACGUGCAUCACGCUUUUUUUGCACAUUUCUUUGCCCGUUUUUGCACGACAACGACGUGAAAAUGCCUAAUUUCGCGUUUUAUAGAGAACGUAAACAAGCAACGAUGAAAUUUUGUUUUUCUUUCUGCAAUUGGAUAUGGUCCCUAGGAAUUCAACUCCAGUAAGUGGGUAGGAAUAAUUGCGAUAAAGACUGAAAAAACGAAAAUUCACCUUUCAAGCGACGUUCCGGUUGCCGUCGCGUCGUUGGAUCUUAAAGUCCCUAACGGCGUGCGGAGACGCGAGUGUGUAAGAAUUAUCAGUGUAAUGAACAGUGCAAAUGAAUCGUCUUCACGGAGUGCAACUGAUACAGCUAAAUAAGGUCCCGGCACUUUAUUUUACGUUGACCUUAGCGUAACUGACUAGCUUCUUUUCAACUUUGAGUGAAGUAUCUUCAAACACCUCGUUUGCCAUGUCAGCGGUUUGAAUGAUGCCUGAUUAUUACUUGCGCCUCUAAACGCGCCUGAUCACCGUCAACCGCCCCCCGUCCCCUUACUAACGCCUAUUGUACCGGGUAAGAGUUGGUGUUCACUUCAAGAGGAGCCUCUACCGUCAUACACAUCGCAAACUGCUUCAUCUCUGCUAUACAAAAAAGGCCAGGGCUUAGAGAAAUAUAGAGGACGGUGUGUAGUAGGUGGAUCUCUGCUCAAUUGUAUGCAUAAUUGUAUGUAUGGUGUACCUGUGUCGACUAACAACUAAGUACUUAUCUUGUCAAACUGACUAGCUAGUCACAUUUCGUUGUCACGCCUUCUCAACCAACUUAUUUAACUUUUCCCGAGUGUACUUCUUCCCUCUUUCCCCAAUGUUGAUGAUGCAUUUUCUUUUUUGAGAUCGUCGCUGUUGCCAGAGAAGUAACUGGAGAGUCAGAUAACAAUACUGCUGUAAUGAAGUUCCGACAGAAACUUAAUUCAUCUGAAAGCUACUUUAAUCCUCAACCAAUUCCCAAGAACGAGUCUGACAAAGAAGCACAUAUAAAAUGUAGCGAUAUUGAAGGCGCAAAGAAAUAUUGUCCAACACGAUGGGCUGCAUUAGAACGGUGGUUUGCUGAAUCAAGAAAGGUAACGUGUACAUGCCCCCCCGGGGGGGGGGGGGGGGGUGGGGGUACUUAGGUUAAUUUUUGCUUGGUAUGUGCCGCUGGCCUCUCAGAGCCCCAACCCCAUUACAUUCUAUUCUCUGGCCAAUUAUAGACCCCAUCUUAGUCACUUUUGGGCAAAUAUGUAAUUUUUCCAAUCCCAACUUAGUCACUUUCUAUUUUUAUGAAUUGACUCAUUUUUUAGAUUGAAUGAAGAACACUUUACUUUUCAUCUGCAGUACAAACAUUCUAGUACGUUUGCUAACCAUAAAUAUAAAGAACUGUCUUACUCAAAAAAAUCCAAAUGUGCAACCCCAUUCUAGUAACUCUAUUGAAAAUGCGACCCCAUUAUAGUCAAUCCAGGCGUGAAGAUGCGACCCUAUCCAGCGGCACAUCCCCCCCGGGUUGCAUAGUUGCUUGAUUCCGAUACGUUCUCCGCGAUCCCCUCUUAAUGACAGCUAAAGAUGCGUAGCCCAACCAUAUGAUCUUCGUUUUCCAGUAGAAAAGCACCAAGGUCGUCCACUCCUCUGGUGCUGUGUCAGGGUUGUUUCGUCUGUUUGUUUUUCGAUAUUGAUUGUUGAUUGCAUGCCGUGUUCGUUGAAGAAUGAUUAAAUCAUUGCAAUGCCAGGAUAGCAGGACAUUAUACCAUUUGGGAAUAUAUGAAUCAUUCUUUUUUGUAGAAGUAAUGUUGUAGCUGCGACCCUUUACAUAUGCCGAGAAAGAUAACAAACUGGCUAUAAGAUUCUAGGUUUGCAAUUGUCGCAUUGUGACUUAUAACGCGUAGUUAGACGGAUCCCUUUAAGACGCUUCCGAUCCACCAACACUACCAAAUACCUGCCGCUAUUGGCGGGCUGAAUAAUAAAGGAAGGUUUUUGCAGCAUUUGCUUCACGGGAUUGCAGUACACUCACAUCUCCCCUGAAAGCCACAGAAACGACAAAUGGCACGCUACCACGUCGAUUUUUUUAGGUGAUGAGUUUCCUGGAGCCCAAGACUAUCCCAUUGUUCUAUUUCACUGGAGAAAAAGCGACAACGCCUACUUGCCCAGUUGAAAUGCAACCUAAUCUUAAUCCAUCAAGUGGAGCUCAAAGUUAUCAAAACGCUGAUGCAGGCUGCACCAGAAGUGCAAAAUAUAACAUCCCAUUUUUCCUGGAGAACUUGGGUCCAACGUUCUCUGAAUGGAGUGUCAAUGCUCACGAAGCCAGGCCAGGCCACCACACGCAGGUAAUGCCAGUACUCUCAUUAGAUUGAUUAAGUUGUGUCGGGUGUUUUCCACGUUGUCAAACCAAACAGUCAGAUAACAGUGGAAUUAUCCAAGAGAAAAAGAAAGCGACAGUGUUCGAUUGAACAAAAUUUCCAAUCGAAUCGACGCGAUCCAUUUGCGUUUUGACCGAAAUAUUGAUUACUGUUAGGCAAAUUAGGCCGAUGGAAACGAGAACGUUUGGAAAUGGAACGGCAAGUUUCAGGUGAACUGGUCAAAGAGGACCACCCCUGGAGGUGGGCCACUUUGACCGGAAAAUUUCCACCUGGACCGAAGCUUUCUAUAUUUAUUUCUCAACUGAGAUUUCCGAAAGUUUCGACAUAAUGGAAAGCACACCUUGUUACUGGUGGCAACUAGAACGCUUUCCAUAUGUUCGAGCUAGCCAAUCAGAGCGCACGUAGAGCUCUAUUCACUGUGUAGUAAAUUAUUAUUACCUUGGUUGCUAAAAGUCCCGUUCUUUCGGCAGCUACUUCGCAAAUCACAUGACAUCUAAAAUGAAACAGUUUCCCGCCAAAAUUCUUUAAGCGGGCAACAUUGCGACAUCUGUGACGCCAGAGGGUAACAAAUUGAUGUACUGUUACCUGAACAAUGGCCUCUCUCAAGCACUCUCUUUAGAAACAGGAAAAAAAAUUCUUUCGAUAAAUCAAGCAACUUUCGAGGUGAUUUUUACUUUGAUCAGAAGGUACAGGGAACUUACAUACAGUAAAUCCUCUAUUAAGCCCCCCUCUCAAAUAAGCCCCUCCCUCUAAUAAGGCCCCCCCGCCUUUUUCAGGGUAAGAAAGUUAAUAACCCCCCCCCCUCACUAUUAAGUUCCCCCUACCCUUCCCUAAUUUUAUAUGAUAAACUGUAUUUAUCAAUCACGACUGCAAAACUUUUUGUGGACUGAUCCGGGAUGGUUUAUUUACCAACUGAAAGUUCGGUUUUGAUUCUGAUCCUCGGCUGCAUGACCUAAACCUUCCUGUCAUUCUUGUACUUCACUUACUUGCACCUUUUUAAUUUCUAUACUAGUUCUUUAUGGAGAACUGAUACCGUCGUCGUUUCUAAAUUAAAUAAGCUCCCCGUCUCUAUUAAAGCUCCUCUCAAAUGGGCCUGCAAUAAAUAAUAAGCACGGGGGGGGGGCUACUAGUGGAUUUGCAGCAUAACAGGACCUAAUCUUCCUGCGCAGACAUCUUAAAAGCCAAUUUCCUCCCCCAUUGGAUGUUCAAUGUGUUUUUUGGUGUCAUAUUCGUAUUUUCACCGAUUUCGGGAAACAGCAUUCAUUGUUCUCCACGGAAUAGAUCCUUCCACGUUUUUUUCAUCUUUCGAUGAAGACCAGUUAACAAAAACCCGUCAACGUGGCUAAAAAGUACGCAUUAAAAUUCGUUAAGAUGUCAAGUUUGAAGUUAAUUUGUUGAAAACUAACGAAGAUAUAGUUCCGUAAAGUUGCCGAUUUUACAGACGUUUGCAAAAUUUCGCGACUUUGUUAAGCAAUAUCUUAGCUUAUCUUCAAACUUGGUAAGUUUCCUAAUUUCAAGGUGUCCUUUCUAGCAGCGUUGACUACAGCAGCGUUGAAGACCUAACUAGUCUUCAUCAAAACAUGAAUAACUUGAACCGUGGAGGGGUCUUUUAAUCACUGAGUUUUAACUAUUUUAAAUUUUUCAUGUUUUUUUCGUAGGUGCAAGGUACCGUUGAACAUUUCCGGGAUAGCUGUGGCGGUGUCAUAGGCUGGCUUGAUACGGUAACUUAUUACACGGCGUUCACGGAAGGCUGGGCCCUGUAUGCUGAGAAUCCGCUGAUCGCACAAGAUACUGACACUUACAAGAGCGAACCAAUGCAAAAGUUUGGAAUGUUGAAAUGGCAGGUGAGACAGGUAGAAAUAAAGUAGAUAAGUCAAUAGGUAAAUAAAAGGUAUGUAUUUUUUUUUUUCACAUCUGCAAAAAAGUCAUCGCCCAAAAAUACUGCUGUCGAGGUUCAUUGAAAUAUUUAAACCAUGAGAUUUCGUCCAUACUCACUAGUUAAAGGAAAAGCUAUUAAAAUGAAAAAAAAAAGUUUUUAAAAUAAAGGGAAAGUAAAUACUUUAAUGGAAGAGGAGGAGUUCUCUAGUUUUGAGUUUCAACAUUCUGAUCGGUUUUUCGAAGUAGAAAGCUACAGUACCAUUCACUUAAAACCUACAUCAUGCAAUAAACUUUGUAAAUAUAAGUAACGUUAUCUCAAUUAUAAGUCCCCCCUCUCUAAUAAAACUCUUCCUUUUAACAGUAGAAAUUUAUUAACACACAGCAAUUUCGCAGUUUUUGAUGGCUGAUAUUUCCUUCAAUAUUCAGCUGAAUAUUGCUUGCAAAAAGCUGAAAAUUGCACAAAUCGCUCAACUUAAUCAGCUCCUUCAAGUUUUGCAUUCAGUUGAUAUCUACGGCAACGGCCUCUAUGAGUUAAGUCGUAUGCUAAUGAUGAAAACUGUAAACAAUGACGUCAGCAAAGAUUCGCCUAUAUGAAUCCUUACAAAAUAAGUUGAUCUUCCGUAGCGGUUUCAAUGGUGUAUGAGACUGUGGCUCACUAACCUUAACUUCAACUCCUUUUUAGGUAUGGCGAGCUAUUCGUUUGAUUGUUGACACAGGCCUACACUACGUUGGGUUCUCUAGAGACAAAGCCCUUAAAUACUUUAGCGAUUACGCGUGGGAUGACACCGACCUUGCCAAGAAAGAGGUGAGACAACGAGAUGAACGAGUUAAGAACUUGGCUGUAAAUGAGUCCCUAUAAAUACGCCGAUAGUAACAGAAGAUAAGAGUUCGUAUUUAUUAGAGGACAAAACUUUUGAGUCUGCAUAUCGUAAAGUUUCCUAUGUUCUAUGCGCAGGCAUCACGCAGGCUCGCAAUUUAGUUUAGUACACAAUUUUAUAGGUUCUGAAAAUCUUACCACAUUGCCCAAAAAUUUUUUUUGAGACCGGGAUCUCCCCCUUCCCCCCCCUGUCUCAAGUUCUGGAUCCGCCACUGGUGACUUUCCUUUCUCCGUUUUGUACAAUUUAAAUUAUUCCUUUGUUGAAAGUACCCAUGCCUAACGAAUAUCCAUCUAGAAACAAGUGAUGUGAUUGCUGUUUUUUUUUUUUAAUUCAAUGAUGAGCAGGUAACGAGGUACCAGAGCGACCCUGGACAGGCCACUGCUUAUAUGAUUGGACAAUUGGAAAUAAAAAAGAACAGAAAAUAUGCCACUGAUGAACUGGACGAAAAGUUUAGUCUGCGAGAUUUCCAUUAUCAGGUAAAUUAUACACGCUUUCAUACUUGAAAAAACAACUUCCCAGACAAUGCCAUACUGAACUAUUUUUACGUUAGACGAUAGGAGAACGCAGUUCAUAAUCUUGGUCGUCCUGUACUUAUAAAAGAUGAUAUGUUUCGUCCUUCUAUCACUUUUUAGCACUAUUUUGUGUCACGCGACACAGAUAUUGGUAGCCAGCAAAGCUGUCGCAUGACCUUAGGGUUUUGGGUUUUUGUCAUCUGAACCCUCUUUUUAUUAAAGUAAGUAUUUUUUAAAUUUUUCUUAUGAGCUUUUGAAGGAUCUUACUCGCUUUCAUGACAUAAUUCAAAGACAUUUAUCUGGCCACCAUGACACAAAGAUAUCCAGCAAAAAACAAACUAAAAUCUUGACCGCACUCCAUAAUCUGCGAUUACUACUUGUAUAAUGUUGUUUUUUAACGUGCGUGGUCUCUAAAAGCAAUAAGUAAGUCACACUCAGCAUUUAACUAUUCCUUUCCUUUUGUUUCCAGGUUCUUGCACAGGGUUCCUCUCCUCUAGCUUACCUGUCAGAUCACGUAAGAAGGUAUGUGGCCUGUGUCCAAGACAAAGCCAAAGAAGGCUGUGAUGUCAUCUUGAACCCUCCAAAGAAAACCACCACAAAGAAACGAAAAGAAACAGAUCGUUGGCCACUGAUACCUAAAGAAAGGGAGCAUUACAUUUAAAUAUUAGGGAUAGUGAAAUGCCUCUUUUUUCCGCUUGUAAAGUUUUGCAGCUUAUAAUAAGUUCCAAUGUUAACUGUACAAAAAGGAAUUUAAUUUAGAGGUGGUUAUAUGUUUAUCCUUAGCUUUAAUUAUGGAGGCAUGUAAUGUAAACGUAACUUUUGAGUCUGGACAAAAAUUAAUGACGGGCUUUGACCAUUUAAUUAAACCUUCAGCUAGUAGUAGUUCUGCAUCCGGGUGCAAUAAGCCUCAAUAAGGACAGUGUCGGCCAAGGGGGUCCCAAUAAACCAUUAUACCCGACAUAAUGUACACAACAUACCCCAAUAUACGUUCUCCAUAUAUCUAUACGCCUUAAGGAAACUAAGUAUACCCGAAAUGAUUUGUUUUCAGGAGAUAGAUAACGCAUGUUCAUUUGAUUGUUUGUUUUUCGGUAGUAGUCGUUAAAUGUUAUCAAUAGAUUCAAUCAUCGUAGCAUUCGGGAGUAAAAGCCUUUUUCAGCAGCGAUAAUCAGGGGCCUAGCCAGGAUUUUUCCAUCCAGCUUGCCGCUCUCUGCGCGCUUUUUUUUUUUCACCCACUCUCUAAAUAUAUCAGUCUACUAAUGAAUCACACGUGACUUCUCUGGAAAUUGACAGUUGGGUGUCAAAAAGGAAAAGUGCGUUGUUAUAGAAAAAACUAUUUCAAAGACACAAUCAAGCGGAGUUAAACUGAUAAACAUUAAGGAAAUCUAUGUUUUUAAGUUUAUUUCCUUUCUUCAGAAAAUUUCCUUUAUUGGUAUUAUAUUUCUCAGUUUUAUCCUCGGCAGUUUUUGCGUAUAGGUACCUUCUCCCCAAGCUUAUUAGUGUCUUGUUACCAAGUGAACUGAAUGUUGCAAACUGUUUAUUACAAACAGUUUGCAACAGGAUUGGAUCCUAGCUUCGCUGAGGCGUAUAAAAUAAAGAAGAGUUCUGUUUGUGCACGC